AUGGCACAGUCGACAGAUGAAAUGUCACUGCAGAUGGUAUCAGCCGUCAGUAACUCAUCCUUGCUUCAGCCGGGCUUCUCUCUCCUGAAUUUUGAUGGGCAUGUUCUCUUUUUUGGGCAGAAAGGAUGGCCAAAGAGAUCCUGCCCCACUGGUGUUUUCCUCCUCGAUAUAAAGCAGAAUGAACUCAAAAUGAAACCUGCCUUCUUCUCUAAAGACUCAUGUUACCUUCCCCCUCUCCGCUACCCUGCUCUUUGCACACUCAGAAGCAAUGCAAAAUCUGAUGAGUACCAGUACAUCAUCCAUGGUGGUAAAACACCUAACAAUGACCUCUCCGAUAAGAUUUACUUUAUAAGUCUGGUAAGCAAAAGUAGCAAGAAAAUGACAUUCCAAUGCAUUGAGAAAGACCUGGGUGGAGAUGUCCCUGAAGCUAGAUAUGGGCAUACAAUUAAUGUAGUUCAUAGCCGGGGAAAAAGCGUGAGUGUUAUAUUUGGAGGGAGAUCGUAUACUCCUCUUGAACAAAGAACCACUGAAAAGUGGAACAGCGUAGUGGACUGUUUGCCAUCUGUGUUUCUUGUUGAUUUUGAGUUUGGAUGCUGUACAUCAUACAUGCUUCCAGAGCUUCAGGAUGGACUUUCUUUCCAUGUUUCAAUUGCCAGAGAUGAUACGAUCUACAUUUUAGGAGGCCAUUCACUUCAAAAUAACACCAGGUGCCCCAACUUAUACAAGCUAAAAGUUGAUCUCCCACUGGGCAGCCCAGCUGUGACCUGCACCAUCUUGCCAGGGGGGAUAUCAGUGUCAAGUGCUAUAGUGACUCAAAUCAGUGAUACUGAAUUUGUCCUUGUCGGUGGCUACCACUCUGACAACCAGAAACGGUUGGUGUGUAACACCAUAGUUCUGGAGGAUAGUAAGAUAGAGAUUGUUGAAAGAGAGAGCCCAGAGUGGACACCAGAUAUUAAACACUGCAAAAUAUGGUUUGGCUGUGAUAUGGGCAAAGGGUCUGUAUUGCUGGGCAUUCCAGGAGCUAACAAACAGUUAAUCUCAGAUGCAAACUACUUCUACAUUUUGAGAUGCAAAGGAGAAGAAGAGGACAAGGAAGAAGAAUUGACAACACAAAUUUGCAGUCAGACAUCAAGUGAAGACCCUGGAGAUUCCACUCCAUUUGAAGAUUCAGAGGAGUUUUGCUUUAGUGCUGAAGCCAGUAGCUUUGACAUUGAUGAUACUAACACUUAUAAUGAGGAUGAUGAAGAAGAUGAAUCAGAAACGGGAUACUGGAUCACCUGCUGUGCCAGUUGCAAUAUUGACAUUAACUCCUGGGUCCCUUUCUAUUCGACAGAACUCAACAAGCCUGCAAUGAUCCUGUGUUCCAGCGGGACAGGCCACUGGGUCCACGCACAAUGUAUGGAUCUCUCAGAGACCAUGCUUCUACGUCUCUCAGAAGCAAAUGUCAAGUACUUCUGCAACAAGCAUGUUGACCUUAAUAAAGGGCUACAAACUCCCCCAAAGGUGGUGCGCCUGAAAAAGCAACCCAUGAAACCAUUGCGCAAAAAGAAAACCAUGAAGUUAGCAACGUCCACAAAAAAGUCCUUUCUUCGAAGAUUGUUUGAAUAG
Messenger RNA from Myiozetetes cayanensis, 1608 nucleotides. RefSeq names its product recombination activating 2 (gene RAG2). The transcript has a single exon. Gene Ontology annotation, biological process: V(D)J recombination. The record is from RefSeq and is a predicted model, not a curated record. Gene Ontology annotation, cellular component: nucleus; DNA recombinase complex. Bases 1 to 1608 code for a protein of 535 amino acids. Lineage: Eukaryota; Metazoa; Chordata; Aves; Passeriformes; Tyrannidae. Gene Ontology annotation, molecular function: protein binding; sequence-specific DNA binding.